This is a messenger RNA of Ciona intestinalis (vase tunicate), 1544 nucleotides long. Its product is annotated as 4-galactosyl-N-acetylglucosaminide 3-alpha-L-fucosyltransferase FUT6-like. Gene Ontology annotation, molecular function: alpha-(1->3)-fucosyltransferase activity. Lineage: Eukaryota; Metazoa; Chordata; Ascidiacea; Phlebobranchia; Cionidae. Gene Ontology annotation, cellular component: membrane. The record is from RefSeq and is a predicted model, not a curated record.
UACUCGGUAAAGUAUUUAAAAUCUGUCUAAAUCACCAUAUUGUAUUUACCGCAUUUUUUUAACUUGUAAGCAGGCAUGAGGCGUAUGAAAACAAACACCCGUGUUAUAACAGCUGUUGUUGCCGCCAUGCGAAGCUAUAAAUUAAGUUUCAAUCAAAAUUUCUCAAUAACAACGUUAUUUCUAGAGCUAAAGAGUAACCACAUGAAGAAAACAAACAAAAGAUAUAUGAAGUAUCCGAUCUUAAGUAGCGUAGUUUUGAUUGCGUUCUUCUGCGUUAUUCAAGUUCUAAGAAUAAACCAGAAAAUCGUGAAAAACGAUUUGCGCGCGAGAGCAGUCGUGCGGAAGCAAGAUUUUACGAUUUGUCUGUACGGAGUGAAACAGCACAUUGUAGUUAAUUUCGUUCAAGAUUACGACCCCAACAUAUGUGGAGUAUGUACGCUUAAGACAGUCAGCUCGUAUUGUGAUGUUAUCAUUUUCGACUUCAGGCAUGCACCUAAGAUUAAACCUGGAAGUUUACAGAGGCAAAGCCCUGACCAAUUGUUCGGCUGGGCUUCGGGGGACUCGGCUUUCGGGCACAGGAAUAUGCAUAAGUACGACGCAUCUAAACAUGAAGGUAUAUUCAACUUUACGGUUUGGUAUAAGUUGGAUUCGGAUAUUCCAAUACCGUAUGGUACACUUGCGCGCACGUACAGAGCGCUGGCAGCCGAGGACCGAAACUUGGAAGAAAUUUUAGCGAAAAAAGAUAAGCUUGCCAUAUGGAUAGUUUCGAAUUGUGACAAUAGCGAAUUUGCGAUGAGAAGAAUGGAAUUUGGACUGGCGAUGAAAAAUACUAAAAUUGGGAAACUUUUAGAUUAUAGAGGCCGAUGUUUUGACCAAGAAAGAGUUAAAUGGCAGGGCUAUGUCUAUGAUCCUACGUCCUCGCUUAGAGAUAACGGUACCGAACGUUUUAAGUUCUAUUUCGCGUUUGAGAACUCGUACCAUUGCCGGUACUACAUCACGGAAAAGUUUUGGAAAAACGCUUUUCUUGCGUCGGCGGUUCCAGUUGUUUGGGGACCUUCUAAAAAAGAUGUGGAAGCAGUCGCUCCCAAGCACUCAUUUAUUCACGCAGAGGACUUUCAGAGUCCGGAAGACUUAGCAGAUUAUCUUUUAUAUCUGGAUCAGAAUGAUGCGGAGUACCGAGAAUACUUUAAAUGGAGGACGCGAGAAGAUAAGUGGAAAGGUGAAUCCGGUUACCCAGAAGAUCGACCGGAGUCGUUCGGAAUGUGCAAGUUAUGUCUUAUGUUGCAUGAGAACUUAAAAAACCCAAAGAAACGAUAUAUAACUAAUCUAACAGAAGUUGUUUACCAUAAAGACGACGAGUGCCUGAAGUACUGAACGACAUGAAACCGAAUUUAAAAAGAAACAGCUCAAAAGUUUCUUAAACAAUGACAUACAAGAAGACACUUUUCUAAAUAAAAGACAUAAUUUAUUUAGAUUUAUGUAGAAAGUAUUUAUAAGUUUUAAAAAGACAUAACACCCUAUUUAAUUCAUGUGUUUAAGGCGUC